AUGCCACCAGCACUGCGCCAGAACAAUUUUUAUUCGGUGGUAACGCGCCAAGACAAUUCGAUUUUGAAAGAUACAAUGAAAGCAGCAACAGCACUUCAGUACCUUUUUGUGCCAACGCUGUUCCGGCAGUACAUUUCUUUCGUACUCCAUGUCUAUGUUCAGUCGGUGCUUUUACUCCACAGGAAUGCUCAUACAACAACUACGGCAACUACACUACAUCAACCGAAACCAUUUUUUCUGGAAAAGUUCUUCGUCCAACAGUACAAUCUGCGCAUGAAGUAG
This is a messenger RNA of Gongylonema pulchrum, 282 nucleotides long. NCBI's taxonomy places the organism in Eukaryota, Metazoa, Nematoda, Chromadorea, Rhabditida, Gongylonematidae. The record is from the annotation of a GenBank genome assembly.